Molecule: messenger RNA, 5205 nt
Organism: Girardinichthys multiradiatus
Lineage: Eukaryota; Metazoa; Chordata; Actinopteri; Cyprinodontiformes; Goodeidae
Exons: 16
Coding region: 151-4404 (1417 amino acids)
Biological process (GO): positive regulation of translation
Cellular component (GO): cytosol; cytoplasmic stress granule
Molecular function (GO): mRNA 3'-UTR binding
Source: RefSeq, a predicted model, not a curated record
GUGACAUUGACCCCCCACCGCCAUCGACGCCCUCCAGGCCGCGUCAAAUGACGUCAGACCUUGAUCUGUUCUAUCCAGCUGAUCUACAGGUGCAGCUCACCCUCAGAGAUCUGGUGCCUGGUUACUACAGCGCCUACCAGGCUGGAGAAGAUGGGGUGCUGCUUUAGUAAGGAGCUCAGCACCGAGCCGAAGACGGAGAGGAGCGUUCUGUUAUCACCGCCUCUCCACGACGGGCUCAGCGCAGUGACAGAGCAGGUCAGGAGGCAGGCUGUGGCCGUGGCCCAGCACGUAAGUCUGGAGGAAGAGGAAGCGUCUGUGCCGGUCCGACCAGCAGAGGAUGAGGACAGCAGAGUUUGGACUGAGGUGGUUCUUUCCAGCAGGGAGACGGAUCUGAAACCAGAAAGCCCUCACAAGGGUCUGGAUGCUAUUAUUAUCACCAGCAUUACAAACACACACAAAAACACCGGAACAAUGGCUGUUGAGACACGUGAACCCAGUCCCAGCUGUGGGACACCUCCUUAUAUGGAGGUGUCCACUCAGAGUCCGGUCAAACAGAAGAUUCUGGAAAACGCAGCACGCAAGGCGGUGUGGUUCAGCGUACUGCUGAAGCAGACGGAAAACAGGCCGGCAGGAAGUCCGUCAGCUCCAGCAGCGUUGUCCUUGGUUCCCUGCAGGGUCAGUCUCAACGGUGUGCAUCAGGAGCCACAGCAGGACCUCCACAGAUCUGAAGACCAGGACCAGGAUGGGUGGGAAACCUCUGUCAGCCCCGCAGCUCUCCAUCAGGUCAUGGAAACAACAAACCGCAACUUUUACAGCAUCUGUUCCAUUGAAGCAGAGGACCUGGAACAUGAGCGGGAUCAGAGCCGGACUCUAACAGCUGGGGCAGCCGCUCCUCCGCUCUCCAGCCAAUCAGAGGUGGUUCUGCUCUGGGACCAUGCUCAUACAGCUACAAGCUGGUCACAUGAUGAGGAAGUUAUUUCUGUACAGCCACAAGCUGACAAACUGAUUCCUGGCUUGUUUUUGGAGAAGGAAAAUGUACUAAAGCAACAUGCUGCACUUCUUCAACAAGGUGACACUCAGACUCCUAGUAGCAGCGAGGACCCUCAGGCAUCCAUGCUGGACAGCUAUCAGUUUAGGGAAAACAGCGUGAACUCGAUAGAAGCUGAAAAUAUCCCCUUUAAGAAGAAAGAAGUGAAACCAAGCAGUGAUCUCCAUCAGUGUGCAAAGCAGGAGACCCAAAACUUUCUGCCAGCAACAGAACCUCCUGAACUCAAGCCCACCUGUAAGAAAACCCCUGAGAUCAGAGAACUCCACCAGGAGGAGGAAUAUGCUGAGCUCCCACUGCUUGCAGGGCUGACCCUUCGAACCGGUCAGACACAAGCCGUCUCCAUGGGUCUCUGCAGAAUCCUUGAUGCUGAAACAACCCUUUUACCAGCCAGUCAUCCCAGUACCCUGCUGGCUCCUGUGUCGGCUUUACCUGAGGACACGUUUUAUCAGCAAGAACCCAACAACACUGGUUCCAAAGAGCCAACACUGGAGUUUAGGAACAACGAUGCUGAACCAGCGUUCUGGUUGGAUAACUGUGACAAACAGUUUGAGGGCUUCACUCUAAAACCUGAAUGUGGGUUUGUGUUUGACCCAGAGGUCAUCCUUCAGGGUGAAAACAACAAACAGGCAGAGAUCUACCAGAAAAACAACCCUGCAGAGAUGAGCGACGCUUCCUUUGGUUUACUGGAAUCAGACCCAGAUUCUUCGCGUGUAGACAGGAGUGAUGAAAACUGGGACAUCUGCUCUGAGAAGGAUGAUCUCACUGUGGACGUUGGUCCUCAAAGCCCUGAAGAUUUAAUCCGCCGUCCACCCAGUCAGCCUCCUCCUCCAGAAGAUGAACGUUCUGGUCCUCCAUCCUCAUCUCCUGCUUACUCUUCUUCCUCACACUUCACAUCUGAGAGUAUGAACAGCCAAAUCCAUGAAGAGAAAAAUCCACCGAGGAGCGAAGCAGAGGAGACAGAAUCUCAUGUUUUUGUUCCUGUUGAUGAGGAAGAAGAGAAAAGCUCCUACAACCCUCAGCCAGUCCCUGAUCACCAUGAAAGAUUCCCCCCCAGUGUUUCCUCUGGCUGUGUGGUCCCUCAGCGCCAAACAUCCACCAGUUUCCUUCAGCUGGAAGCAUUAUCAGACAGAAAUGACCUGGAGGAGAUGAACGAGAUGAGGAUGGAGACAACAAAUUCACUUUUUGAUUCCUCCCAAACCCCCAGUGUCCACAGUGUCACCAGUUACUCAGACUGGAUUGUUAAUGCUGUCAGCUGUGAGGAGACUCACAUCUCGGUACCAGUGGACCCAGAUCAGAUCGAUGUUUAUGCCUCUACUCCGUCUUAUGAGAUUCCCUUCCUGAAUCAGGAACUCUCAGCUGCUGAAGAGGAGGAGGAACAGAAGGACGGGGGAAUCAGGGACAUGGUGUCGGAGCUGCUUGGAGACCUGGCAGAGUCGUCUGUCUGCCGCCUGUCACCCCAACCCUGGAUCAGGCUGGGUGUGAAGAAGAACCCUGAUGGUCUGGCUCAGGGACUGUCUGUGGCUGAGAGGAUGAGGGGCGGUGAUGAAGAGCAGAUCCCAGCCUUGGUUUCAGAGCUGCAGCCUUCCAUGGCUCUGCUGGGGGUCUACCCCUACAGCACCGUGACGCCUCAGGGGUCCUGUGUGUGGGACUGGCACACAAACUGCUCUCAGCUUGAACCUGUUGCUGCUCCUUGUCUGAACCGUGAAGCUGAAGUAUGGACCGAUCCCAACCUCAGCUUCCACAUCCCCGACCCCGCGUACCAGCAGCCUCAGCAGCCAUGGCUGCAGCUUCCCGUCGACCAGAACCACCAAGAAGGAUUUGUACCAGAGUUUGAAGGGAACAUGGGUCUGGCUGAAGCGGAUCUUAGCCCAGCAGAGUGUCGGACACAAACAUCUGAAGCUCUUCUGGUUAAUGGAGAGCAUGCUGAACCUCCUGUUACAGAAGAGAUCCGAGAGGAACUGAGCAGAGCUUUGGAGUCCUGCCUAACCAGAGAUUAUCUCAGCAGCGACCUCUACCUGAAGUCUCAGAUGGACAACGACCAGUACAUCUCCAUCUCCACACUGGCCAGCCUCGACAGGAUCAAGAACCUCACCACAGACCUGGAGCUGAUCGCUGAUAUUCUGAAAUCCAUGCCUCUGGUCCAGGUGGCUCCAUGUGGGCAGAAGGUUCGACCCAGACAGAGCCGCUGCAUCGUGAUCCUGCGUGAGAUUCCCGACACCACACCUCCGGAGGUGAGUCCUCCUGCUCCUCUCCAGCUGCAGGAGGUGGAGGCUCUGUUCGAAGGAGAAAACCUGCCAGAGGUCUUGAGCUGUGAGGUUGUGAAUAACGACAACUGGUUCCUCACAUUUAAAUCAGAAGCUGAUGCUCAACAGGCCUACAGGUACCUCAGAGAGGAGGUCCGGGUUUUUAAGGGGAAGCCCAUCAUGGCUCGGAUAAAAGCCAAAACCAUGGCCAUCGCCUCCUACGCGCCUAAAAACGGAUACAGGCCCGUUCAGUUGGAGCAGUGCAGCAGGCGUUACAGCUCCUACUUUCCCCCGACCACAUUCAACCCGUCCUGCCUUCCACAUGCGGCCACACAGGAGAUACUUGAGCUCAGCAACGAGGCGUGGACAACCACUGCAGCCGGAUACCAGGAGAGUUCUGAGUCUCAGCUGCUGAUGAACAACUUCACAGAUGGAUUCCCAGCACCUUUUACCCUCAAACCACACCCCUCACACAGGAGAGGCUCCAAAUUGUUGAACUGUGGAGAUCGCUGGUGGAACCAACACAAUGACCCUUAUCAACCAUCAGAGCAGCCGUCUGUAGAUUGUUAUUCUUCUUCGUCCCUGAAGGCUGGACGAGGCCGGCUGAGGGGGGGCCUGCGUCGACAGAGCAGGGGGGGUCGAACAGAAUCCAACAAACAGGUUCUGAUGCCCUCCUCGGACCGGGGAAGUUACAGCAGGAGAGGAACCUUCAGCCAAAAGAGGAGAGAGACGGUAAAGUCCUGGGAAAGAACUAAACAAAACUCUCAGCCAUCUCCUCCUCCUCUGGAGCUCAGCUCGUCCAGCUUCCCCCCUCUUUCUUCUGCAGACGUUGCCACGGCAACAGUACCUGCAACUAAUGACAACAUCAAGGGUCCGAUAACACCACCGCUUCCUCCAGUGGAGCCUCAGUCAGCUUCACUGCUGAAUGAGACAGACAGUCGAGAGAUAACCAUCGAGGACAAACCAGUUCAGCUCCCACAGGACCCAGCAACCGAGCUGAAGAAGCCGAGCUAUGCUGAGGUCUGCCAGAGGGCGUCGACCAAUGAGCCGUUGGCUGAACCCGCCCCCUCAGCGGAGCACCAGGCGUCCCAGCAUCCUCUGCUGCCGCUGUGAGGAUAUGAAACCGGUUGCUGGGAUUGUUUUGUCGUAUAUUAACUAUGAAGAUUAUCUGUAAAUUAUUUACCACGAUACAGGUAGAAUCUACGCCACACGUGGCUUUGUAAGAACUGAUGGAGAGUUGAAGUUUUUCAACAUUUUAAUUUUUUGGCAUUAAUGUGAAAAUAAGCUGUGAAUGUCUCUGCAAUUCUUUAGUUUUCUUUCCUAUCUUGUUGUUCGGCUCCGUGUUACCAGAACCAGGUACUUUAUGGUUUAUUGUGGGGAUCUUCUGUUUGGAUGUCGGCUCUCUACAGGAAAUUCUAUCAGGAUUCUAUUUUUCAUUCUGGGUUUUUAAGUCUGGAGUGCCAGAACCCUCCAUGUUCUCCAGGCCCAUAAAUGAAUAACCAUAACUGUAAAGCCUCACUGUGUGCUUCUCUUUGAAAGCAAUGGAAAAAUGUUGUUUCUUUGCUUUGACUGUUUUAUUUCAUUUUAAACACGGAUUCCGUUUUAUUUGUGUUCAACUGGACUGUUUUAGUUGUUGAAGCUUUAUUCUUGUGUUGACCGUAUUUAACUGGCUGUGUUUUGUACAUGUUUCAGUUCUGUUCAGAGAGACCGCUGAGCGUCCCAGAACAAACACUGAUUCAACUUGAAGUGUUUUGACUUUUUUUUUUUUGAUUGUAAAGAGACAGAUGUUCUGUUUUCUGGUAUAAAUGUAAAGCUGGCACUGCUAUGACAUAUGUAUUUGUGUACAGAUGUACAGGAUACUGAACUAAUUUAAAUUAAAGAAGUGCCUUUACAGAUGGUGUUCAUCUGGAUGAA